AUGAGAAUUUGUACUUUGGAGUAUAUGAAUCUUUGGUCCUUCAAGCAGAUCUAUACUGCUGUUGACAACAUUCUGAAAAGGAAAAUUCUGUUCUCACAGCAGAUUGCGGGAUUCGCUCGCUUUGGGGCGGCAGCAGGGUGUGCUCUGUUGUGGUUCACACAUCCCCAUGGCGUGAACUUCAUUCAGGGGGCAGUCAACGACAUGGUCAACCCCCCUCCUCCCAAGAUUCAGGAGGAGUAA
This is a messenger RNA of Guillardia theta CCMP2712, 240 nucleotides long. RefSeq lists its product as hypothetical. The record is from RefSeq and is a predicted model, not a curated record. The transcript has 4 exons. Bases 1 to 240 code for a protein of 79 amino acids. NCBI's taxonomy places the organism in Eukaryota, Cryptophyceae, Pyrenomonadales, Geminigeraceae.